AUGGAAACAAUCGACCCCGCAACCGGUCGACCCCUCCCCUCCGACGCCAUCCAACGCAUCCUCUUCAUCGCCCAAUCCGUCCACAUCUACAACAUUCCCCCUCUAACCAGCACAAAGGGCUACGUCGCCGCAACCUGGACAGCCGACAACAACAAGCGCCAAAUCUUCACCGCGCGCCUACGGGUCCUCGAGACCGCAAUCCCCACCUCCACCGGCGAGACCCUCAAAACAGAUAUCCUGCUAGAAGACCCCAAGAACGGCCAGCUGUUUGCAGCAGCUCCUUAUACGGCGCCGGUGAUUGUCGAGCAGGUUCUUGACUCGAGUCGGUUUUUUGCGGUGAGGGUUGAGGGGGAAGGGGGAAGGAAGGCGGUUCUGGGCAUGGGGUUCGAGGAGAGGAGUGAGGCGUUUGAUUUCAGUGUUGCGCUGCAGGAGGUUAGGAAGACGUUGGGCUUAGAGGAUAGUGCGAAGUAUGGGGGACGGAAACCGGUGAAGGAGGAGAAGCCGCAGGAGAAGAGGGAUUUCAGUCUGAAGGAGGGGGAGACGAUAACGGUGAGUAUUGGGGGGAGGGGAAUGGGCAGGAGGAAUAAUAAUAAGGAGGAAUCUAGUGCUGGGUUGGGAGGAUUCUCGUUACCUCCUCCGCCUGGAGGGUCGUUGGGAUCGUUGUUACCUCCUCCACCGAGUGCACAGGAACUUAAGGCGCAGAAGAGACUCAGUCAGAAUUACGAACCACCGAAAGCUGGAACGAUUGAGGAUCUGGGGUUUGAUGAUGGAGAGUUUGGAGAGUUCCAGUAG
Cadophora gregata is the source of this 792-nucleotide messenger RNA. RefSeq lists its product as uncharacterized. NCBI's taxonomy places the organism in Eukaryota, Fungi, Ascomycota, Leotiomycetes, Helotiales, Ploettnerulaceae. Bases 1 to 792 code for a protein of 263 amino acids. The transcript has a single exon. Gene Ontology annotation, biological process: endocytosis. Gene Ontology annotation, cellular component: clathrin vesicle coat; membrane. The record is from RefSeq and is a predicted model, not a curated record.